AUGGACUCCCCAAGGCCAGGCGUCGACCUGGAGAAGGAGCUGACGUGCUCUGUAAGACUUGACGCCCCAAGGUCGAUCUAUGGAGCUUCCCGCUUACCCUAUGCGCAGAUUUGCACUGAGCUCCUCUACCAGCCCUUGACGCUCCUCGACUGUCUGCACACCUUCUGCGGCUCCUGUCUCAAACAUUGGUUCAGCUGGCAAGCGGCAGCGGCUUUGAAUUCACCAAACCCUCCAGCGCCGGGCACCCAGAUUGCAACAUGCCCGUCAUGCCGCGCGCUGGUCAGAGAAACUAAGCACAAUGCUACUGUUACCACCCUCCUCGAAAUGCUGCUUUCUGCGCACCCGGAAAAGGCGAGGUCAGCGGCCGAGGUGAAGGAAAUGGAGGAGAAGUACAAACAUGGGGACACGGUGCUCCCGCCCGUGCGGACGGUGGUGAGGUCUCGCGAAGAGCAGCGUUGGGAGGAUACGGAGAGACAGAUGCUGGAACGGGCGCGCGAGAUAAGUCUGCGAGACAACCGAGGCGAUUCACCCGGGCCAAGCCAUUCAAGACAACGAAGAGACUUGCGACUCCGGGAGGACAGGAGUCGUUCAGACAGAGACAGCAGUCGAGACUCGAGACGUGCUACUGGUCGGGAGAACCCAGCAAGAGGGGCGAGGGAUGAGGGACGCAGGCGCCGAACCGACUCGAAUGCAAGGUUACAACCUGACAGCUCAUCAUCGGACGAGAGGAGACAUGGACGCAGCGAAUCCCGGCAGAGGUCACGCGACUCGUCCAAUACCAGGAGCAGAGCUAUCGAACACCAGGCUUCAAUACGGUCUCUCAUUAGCUCCUCCGAUGUUGAUUCACUCGACUUCGAAAGAGAAAUUGAGGACUUUGCGCGUCAGAUCACUCAAGAAGGCCUUCUAGACGGCCUGGAUCUUGACAACAUCGACCUAACCCAGAACGACGAAUUGAGCAGAAAGAUCACGGAAGCAUACAGGAGACGCCAGGCCCAAAGGCAACGGCACGAAACAUCCGGGAGAAGCGGCACCAGUCAUCAAUCUCAUCGUUCCGACGUGGUCACCGAUACCGCCCGGUCGGCCAGUAGACAGAGGGCACGUUCGGCCCACACGAGAUCGUCAAUUUCAACCAACCAAUUGGACGAUCGAAGCCGACCCCCAAUUACCUCGACGCAUCUCCAAGUCCGCGCUGGCCCCGAGAGGCGGCGGAGGCGAACGUCGAGUUGUGGCCGCAGUGCAACAGAGCCGUUGCGGCCCAGUCCCGCAGAGGCUCGCCCAGCCGCGAGAUCCCAGACAGACUUGACCCUUCGAUCCCACACUUCUAGUUCCACGACCCGACGAGCCUCGUUUGCCGAGUCUAGGAGUUCCAGCAUGCCCACGGGGACCUCGGUGGGCCAAGGACAUACCUCGACGGGCGCCAACUUCGACGAGCGGAGUUCAGCCUCACAGGUUGUGCAAUCACCGCGAAUGGAGUUGGCGCCAGAGGUUUCUAGUAAAUCGCAGACCAAAUCGCGACCUACCAGUCUUCCUGUGCAUGCGGGUUCGCCCAUGCCAAGCCUGGGUUUGCCGCCGUCACCUGGUCGUCAGCGCACUACCAGGUCGCAAUUCUACCCAGAACCUUCGAUAACUUGUCGGCGGUGUGAUAAACCGCACAUCGAGUAUGAGCUUCACUACAACUGUUCGAAAUGCAUUGGGGGCGAAUGGAACAUCUGCCUGGACUGCUACCGAACCGGCCAAGGCUGUCUGCACUGGCUCGGCUUUGGGUACGCUGCAUUCAACAAGUGGGAAAAAUUGCGUGCCAGCGGUGAUGGGAACGUCCAAGCGCCACAUAUGUUGACGUCGAACCGAUACAAACCACCCAAGAUGACGCCUGGCGGUGCGGAUGGUCGGCGGACCAUGACGACAGAUGACCCGAUGAAUCGUUUAGAGAGUGGUAUGUUUUGCUCAAGAUGCUUCACGUGGGCGAACGAAUGCUUCUGGCGGUGCGAUUUCUGCAAUGAAGGCGACUGGGGGUUUUGCAAUAAAUGUGUCAACCAGGGACGCACUUGCACACACCCUCUCCUGCCCCUUACCUAUGUCCCGCCGCAUCUAAACACUCAGACUCCGCCAGCAAGUCCGCGGUCACUAAAACUACCGACGUCAGCCAGUCUCUACAGUGGACCAAACGCCAUCAAGAUUGGCAACUUCAGGCCGCUCACCUUUACGACGAUCUGCGGCGUUUGUCAGAUUGCCAUUCCGCCUACUCAGAACAGGUGCCAUUGUUACUCAUGCACUGGCACUGUCGGUUUGGAACCGCAGCCCGGGCACUAUGAAGUCUGUUUAGACUGCUAUACCAACCUCGUUAGCGACGGGCGUAUCUCUGCUGAAAACGGCCCGGAUGGCUGGAGACGAUGUCUAGACGGCCACCGGAUGGUGAUUAUCAACUAUCAGGACGGCAAGGGGGGCCAAACCCGCCAUAUCGAGCGAGACCUCGUCGGGGGCUGGGACUUGCACGCCGAGCCUUACGGGAGCCCAGACGCGUCUGCGCCUCUGCGGAAGUUGUGGUGGUACACCACGGACCAGUCGAGGCUGGAACGCCUUGUAACCUGUAACGUUGCGGCAACUUCUCCGUCGGGGCCGUCAUGGACGGAUGCCUUCCCUGCCGACGGAGGUGUGGCUGUUCGGGGAAGGGCCAAGUGGUCAUGGUAUCCGAAAGAAGGGUCCGACGACGAGCUUUUGUUUCCCAAGGGGGCGGAGAUCAGGGAGAUUGAGGAUGUGAAUGGGGGUUGGUUCUUUGGGUCUUACAUGGGUGCCAAGGGAUUGUUCCCUGCGCCGUAUGUUGGGCUGUUGGAGGCUUGA
Pseudomassariella vexata is the source of this 2838-nucleotide messenger RNA. RefSeq lists its product as uncharacterized. Gene Ontology annotation, molecular function: ubiquitin-protein transferase activity; protein binding; metal ion binding. The transcript is spliced from 2 exons. Gene Ontology annotation, cellular component: nucleus. NCBI's taxonomy places the organism in Eukaryota, Fungi, Ascomycota, Sordariomycetes, Amphisphaeriales, Pseudomassariaceae. Gene Ontology annotation, biological process: ubiquitin-dependent protein catabolic process; mitotic cell cycle checkpoint signaling; protein ubiquitination. The record is from RefSeq and is a predicted model, not a curated record. The coding region runs from base 1 to 2838 and encodes 945 amino acids.